AUGAGCCGCAGCCCGCCGCGAGCCCUGCCCCCGGGCGCGCCCCCCCGGUUGCUCCCGGCUGCGCCUGCCGCCGCGCCGCGCGCCCUGCUCCCGCCGUGGCCCAGGCGCCCGGGCCGUCGCUGGCCCGCGUCCCCGCUCGGAAUGAAGGUGUUCCGCAGGAAGGCGCUGGUGCUGUGCGCGGGCUAUGCGCUGCUGCUGGUGCUCACCAUGCUCAACCUCCUGGACUACAAGUGGCACAAGGAGCCGCUGCAGCAAUGCAGCCCCGACGGGCCGCUCGGUGCCGCGGCGGGGGCGGCUGGGGGCGGCUGGGCGCGCCCGGGGCCGCCUCCGGCUGUGCGGCCCCGCGCACACACCCGCUUGGACCCUCGUACUCCGUAUCGCCCUCCUGCCGCCGCAGGCGUCGGUGUGGCCCCAGCCGCCGCCGCAGCAGCAGGCAGCGGGGCCGUGGCCCCUCCUCGCAAUGGCACUCGGGGCACCGGGGGUAGCGGAGAAAAGAGGCAGUUGGUGUAUGUGUUCACCACGUGGCGCUCGGGCUCGUCUUUCUUUGGUGAGCUCUUCAACCAGAACCCCGAGGUGUUCUUUCUCUACGAGCCAGUGUGGCAUGUGUGGCAAAAACUGUACCCAGGGGACGCUGUUUCUCUGCAAGGGGCUGCGCGGGACAUGCUGAGCGCUCUCUAUCGCUGCGACCUCUCGGUCUUCCAGCUGUACAGCCCUGCGGGUAGCGGGGGGCGCAACCUCACCACGCUGGGCAUUUUCGGGGCAGCCACCAACAAGGUGGUGUGCUCCUCGCCGCUGUGCCCCGCCUACCGCAAGGAGGUCGUGGGGCUGGUGGAUGACCGCGUGUGCAAGAAGUGCCCGCCGCAGCGCCUGGCACGCUUUGAGGAGGAGUGCCGAAAGUACCGCACGCUGGUCAUCAAGGGCGUGCGUGUCUUCGACGUGGCCGUGUUGGCGCCCCUGCUGCGCGACCCGGCCCUGGACCUCAAGGUCAUCCACCUAGUGCGCGAUCCGCGUGCUGUGGCCAGCUCACGCAUCCGCUCGCGCCACGGGCUUAUCCGCGAGAGUCUUCAGGUGGUGCGCAGCCGGGACCCGCGAGCCCACCGCAUGCCCUUCCUGGAGGCCGCUGGCCACAAGCUGGGCGUCAAGAAGGAGGGCGUGGGCGGCCCGGCGGACUACCACGCGCUUGGCGCUAUGGAGGUCAUCUGCAACAGCAUGGCCAAGACACUCCAGACGGCCCUGCAGCCCCCUGACUGGCUGCAAGGCCACUACCUGGUCGUGCGGUACGAGGACCUGGUGGGAGACCCCGUCAAGACCCUACGGAGGGUGUACGACUUUGUGGGGCUGCUGGUGAGCCCCGAAAUGGAACAGUUUGCCCUCAACAUGACCAGCGGCUCAGGCUCCUCCUCUAAGCCUUUCGUAGUGUCCGCGCGGAAUGCCACGCAGGCCGCCAACGCCUGGCGGACGGCCCUCACCUUCCAGCAGAUCAAACAGGUGGAGGAGUUUUGCUACCAGCCCAUGGCGGUGCUGGGCUAUGAGCGGGUCAAUAGCCCGGAGGAGGUCAAAGACCUCAGUAAGACCCUGCUCCGGAAGCCCCGGCUCUGAGAGCGUUUCCUGGGAGAGCAGACUCCCGGUGGAGACGCCCACAGGAGGACUGUGGUGUAUUUAAACAAAAACAGCCCAGACCCAAACUGAGGAAGCCCACAUAUUCUAUUAUAGAUAUAUAAUAUAAAUAACCACACAAGCACUUGCUGUCAAUGUUUUGAGUCAUUGAAUUUCAAGGAACAGCCACAAUAUACACACAUCUCAGCAAAGGCAAGACUUGAAAGUUCUGACCAGCUCCCCCACCCCCUCUCCCCUGCCUCUUCUCCUUUCCUUUUUCUCCCCUUUCCUACCCUCUCUCUUACCUGCCUUCCCUUUUGCAGUGGGAUGUUGAUUAAAUCAAGAUCCAGUAACUUAAAUCUUGUUUACAAAAUUUUCGUGGUAUCUGUGAACGUGUAAAAGUAAUUUGGUUGUGAGGGUUGGGGGUGGAGAAAGGGGAAGUUGUCCAGGAGCGCAGAGCUCCAUUGGAUGAUAAACCGAGGAGGCAUUCUUCUAAAAGUAGACUUGUGUAAAAAGCAAAGGUUCUAUGUGAGUAUUAAUAAAAAAGAUAAUAAAUAAUAUUCUUUUUAAUAUUUGCCUCCAUUACUUUGGAUUGACCUGUGCUACUUCUCUUGUGUAGCUUCAGACAGACUUUGCUUCCCCUCCCCCCACCUCCUCUCCCCAUUCUCUUUCCUAGAAAACUGCUAGGAUGGGUGGGAACAGCUUCUGACUCCUUGAUAAGAACCUUGGAGUAGUUUUCUCACAUGUAAAUCACAGCCUGUCAGGUGAGCAGGAGUGGGGACAAACCUUCGAAUUCUAAAGGCAAACACCAAGCAGGGCGGUGGAGGGAAAAUUCACACUACUUUCCUGUUCCACUUUGAGCACAGCAAGGAAGAAGCAGCCCUUGGGGCUUUGAAGGCAUUCGGUUUUGAUUACUGUUCAGUUAAGACUGGGGAACCCUGAAGCAGAGACAUGUUUUGGUUCUGAGGUUAGUUCAGAAAAAGGACUUAAAAAAAACAAAAGGACUAUAAGUAAAAAAUUUCUGAGGAUUAAAACACAGACCACAAAAAUCAGCAUGAAUGUAUUGUUGAUGAUAGCAACAACUUCUUUGGUUAGAAAAAUAACAAGUAUAUGUGUCUGGAGUGUUCUUCUGCCUGUGACCCAGUAAAUGGAGGCAUUCAAAAAGGGAAGUUUCACCUGAGAGCUAUAAGGGCACUCACAGGCUUUUCCUUUUCUUUCUUGGUUCCCAUUCAAAUCAGUGCAAAACAGAAUGUGAAUUUGUCAUGGCUUACGUGGGAUGCCCACGAGGGUGCAUUACUUUUCCUGACUGUGUUUCCUAAAAGUAAAAUUGCAAAGAAGCUAUAACAUGUUACAGACAGCAUAAGGCUUCAGUCAAGAGCUCCUUUUAGAUACGAAAAUGAAUUCUGGGAAAGAGGAAAUGAAAAUGAAUUAUGAGUAAGUGUGUUGGAUUUUGAGAUUUGGUAUUUUCCAGGGAGAAAACCAUGCCAGUUUUCCUGCAGUGGUGAUGGUGUGCUGCUGUCCUGAGAUUUCGACUGAAGCAUUCUGUAUUACAGUACGAAGUUUUAAACCCUAAGUAAGGAAUGAGAGACAGUGUAGUUAUAUAUUUCAUUAGAGAUGGUACGAGUUUGAGAUUAUCAUGACUUUAUUUUACUAUAAUUUAUUGUGAAAUCUCUGCAGGCCAAGCUGCGUUGGCUAAACGCGGGGCAUCUGAAGGAAAAUAUGAUGAAAAAUAAUAUGUACAUGGGAAAGAUUUUAAGACAAGGUGAUUCUUAAGUAUAAUUUUCUUUACAAUGUGAAAUCUAACUACACUGUUGAGAGUUCAAGAUAAAGAAGCACAGAAGUUAGAAAAACAGAGUUGUGUUUAGCAGUGGGUUUUCUAACAUACUCUAGAAUGACUAGUUCUUAAUUUCCUAAAACACUUUGUAGUAUUGUGUUGUUUAAAUCAGACGACAGCUAUGAUACAUGGACCAUGUUUUCUAUGCUAUUUUCAUGGUAGCGCCUCUGCCCAAUUACCAUCGGCAGCAACAGAAGAUUUGUAAUAGCUUUCAUUGAAGAAUACUAAAAUUAAGUGAACAAAAUAAAUAUUGAUGUUGGACAACUAUAGGUGAAACAGGUUUAACAGGAAAUCAAGACCGCAUCAUUAAAAGGCAACCAUUCUGAAUAAAAAAACCACGGAAAAACAAACUUCAUGUGGCGUUAGAAUCAGCUCUUAUCACUUGAUCACAGUAAAAUUCAUGCUUCGUUUUUGAGUAAAGGAUUUUUUAAACAGUGGAAUUCAUUCUUCUCUCAGUAUAUCUAAGGACUUGGUGUUAAAGUAGAAUUUUGAUGUGUUUGGAUCUUGUAUCUAAAAAAAAAAAAACCAAAAAAAAAAAAACC
Molecule: messenger RNA, 3972 nt
Organism: Lutra lutra (Eurasian river otter)
Lineage: Eukaryota; Metazoa; Chordata; Mammalia; Carnivora; Mustelidae
Gene: CHST2
Product: carbohydrate sulfotransferase 2
Biological process (GO): N-acetylglucosamine metabolic process; sulfur compound metabolic process; carbohydrate metabolic process
Cellular component (GO): Golgi membrane
Molecular function (GO): N-acetylglucosamine 6-O-sulfotransferase activity
Source: RefSeq, a predicted model, not a curated record